This is a messenger RNA of Tribolium castaneum (red flour beetle), 1536 nucleotides long. Its product is annotated as Rho-like protein. The coding region runs from base 787 to 1374 and encodes 195 amino acids. The transcript is spliced from 5 exons. The record is from RefSeq and is a predicted model, not a curated record. NCBI's taxonomy places the organism in Eukaryota, Metazoa, Arthropoda, Insecta, Coleoptera, Tenebrionidae. Gene Ontology annotation, biological process: establishment or maintenance of cell polarity; endocytosis; Cdc42 protein signal transduction. Gene Ontology annotation, molecular function: GTP binding; protein kinase binding; GTPase activity.
UUUCUUGUCGAACAGCACCUUAGCAGAGAUAACGUGUUAACAUUUUUCAGUGCCAGUGACGUUUUUCCUGUCCUUGCUGAAUUAAAUAAAUUCAAAUGAUGAAAAACAGAGACGUAACGUGUGAAGAAUGUAUCGAUAAACAAUAGUUUCGCCUUAUUGAUGUAGAUAUUUCGUCUGAAUAAUAAUAAUUAACGCCACAUACCGAGCUAACUCGCCUUUGCUUAUUUAAUUCAGCAAACGUAGUGUAGGAAUGAGCGAAAUGAAUCAUGAUGUGAUAGUGCAGUGUGAAAAUGACUCCAAUUAAGAAAUUAUCAAAAUAACUGAAACGAGCUUUAUUAACGGAAACAGGUCACAUAAAUUUAUGAAAAACUCGCUCAUCUUGCUACCAGCAAUCCGUCACGGAGAAAGGUUGAUAAACUAACAAUAAAUUUACAAGUGAAGCGCGGCUCUUGAUAAUCCGAGAUAACAAUUUCCUAAGCGAUAAUGAACGCCACGAUUUGUGCUAUUAUUUAGUGGAACUUAAUAUUUCCAAACCAAUUUUGGAAAAUGAGUGAUUAACGUGACUGGGGAAAUUUUCCAAAUUUAGUUGUGCUUAUCCCUUUGCAGGACUUUCGCUGGGAGAACUGUAGCGUUUGCCAAGUCUGAACUGAAAGCCUAGAAACGCCCUUCUCUACGUCACACCGUGUUGAUAUAAAUUUGAUAAAGGUUCAUACUCUGUACACGCACGAACGCUCUAACUUCUAUUUUAUAAACAAACAAUUUUGCAUUAAAUCGGUUGUCCUAGUCAUGACGACGCCUUCGAGAGAAGAAAACGGCCCUCCGGGCGAAAACGUUAAAGUCACAGUGGUCGGAGACGGUGUAGUGGGAAAAACCUGUCUCUUGAUUUCAUACACGAAGGACGAGUUCCCCGAAGAAUAUGUUCCCACAGUAUUCGAACAUUACGGGCAAGACAUCACCGUCGACGACGUCAAAUACAACAUGACUCUCUGGGACACUGCCGGCCAAGAAGACUACGAAAGACUGCGCCCCCUGGCUUACCCCAAUACGAAAUGCUUCCUUGUAUGUUUCUCCGUCGACGCUUCUAUACCGUCUUACGAAAACGUUAUAAUUAAAUGGGUGCCAGAAGUCAGGCACCACAAUCCACACACGCCCAUAGUUCUAGUAGCCACUAAAAUAGAUCUCAGAGAUGAUCCAAGUGUCCACUGUUACUCAACCCAGGACGGCAAAAAAUUAAAAAGGAAAGUCAAAGCCGAAGGAUACGUCGAAUGCUCUGCCAAAACCAGGGAAGGACUGAAGGAGGUCUUCGAAGAGGCGAUACGAGCGUACAAGAAGACCAAAAUCAAAGCGAGACAAGUCAACUGUGCUUUGUUAUAACAUGCGAGUAAUGAUAUUAUUCAAAAUACGUAUUGUAUUUUCACAUUUAUGGUUCAGUCAGCAAUAUAUUGGACGAUUUCAUUAGUUUAAACGAAAUCUCGGCUCAUGUGCAUUAUUACAUUAUAUCGAUUUUUAUCACUGAAUAAACAGCAAUUUUGUUGA